GGGCAUUAUACAUCAAGUACAUGUAAUUCAUUCGAAAUCUAAAUCUUCAGAUUAUUUUGGCUUCUCACAUGUGUCUUUGUUUUUCUUUAGCGCUUGAUUUUCUUCUUGGCACAAAUUUCUUCACACGCUUCCCGAGCACAUAAAAUAUCCUCAGACUUGAUGCAAACCGUUUAAAACUAAUAUUGUCGACCAAAUUACUUGCAGAGUCGUUUAAUGUAAUCAUAAAUUUCAGUCAUCAGAUGUUUUCUUUGAUUAAACUCAUGAGAGUAGUAACAAUUUCUGUUUUUCCUAUUGGUUUUCACAAAAUUGGUUUUUGCAGACUUCCAUUGAAGGCCACAAUAUGGUUCGUAGACAGAAAAUGAGACCUAUAAUAUUGUCCGUUGGUUUUUACACAAAGUUCAUCUAUCCAUAUAUAUGCACACGGUUCUUGUUUCAUAGAAGAUAUAAAUCCAGUAUUAGUGUGAAAUAGCUUUUAGAUAACAAUGAAUAAUUAACUCCAACUCAAAGUGUAUCUGUGAUGGGUCUAAUCAUCAUUAUGCACUAGAUAGGCUAUAAUUCACUUCCACCAUUCACUGGUAUAUGAGCAAUGCUAGAUCAUCCUGUUUAUUUAUUCAGAUAUUUAUGAAGCUCUAACUUUUGUUCUCAUUCCUUAUUACUCCGUAUAUAAUGAUGCUAUCGGUAAGUAACAAGACUGAUUAUAACACGAAAUGAAAGAAAUUACUUACUCACGGAGGAGAAUAACACUGAUACUAAAAUUCUCCUACAAAGUAGAAAUCUAAUCACUGUCUUCUUACUAGACAAACCUAAUUAGGCCUACACUGUUUGUGUGUGUCAAACCUUAAAGUUUUCAUUUAUAUAAGACCAUUUGAUGCCGAAAUCCCUCCAUAUGAACAUCAGCCUGCUGUGUAAGACCGUAAUAGGCCUUAUCAAAAGCUACAUCCUUUAGCAGCUUAAAAUUUACCGGGUCUUUGUUUGAGUUUUUAAAUAAUUUCUGAAAAAUAACCCUUGAACGCUAAACAAUCAAAAACUGUUCUCCAGAGGUACUACACAUUUUGAAGUCGAUCUAAGUUUUUUUUUCUGUUAAAUAUUUCUUGAAUUUUCAAAUGAUAGAAAGCUUGAAAUAUGUCUUAACCAGAUACGACUUUUUCUAGAUAAGUAGUGGUUAUUCAUGAUGUUAAACUGAAAAUUAUGUACGUUGUUUAGGCGCUCCUAUGUUCAAUUUAUUUUAAACGAAGUAAAAUUUAAUACUUGGGCGAGAAAACUUACAAAUGCAUUAAAAAAUUUAAGCAAAAGGCAGGUCAUUUUAUAGUACUAUGGGUAUUUAGCUUCUGGAUUUCCUGUGUCAUUCAUCACCUGUUUUGAAUAUAUAUUAAACCGUGUGCGUAUGAAAAGUGAAGGAGGAGAAACUAAGACAGUAUUUAAUGUUAACUGGUUAGAUACCUGGCUACUGUUCUAGACUAUCAUGGGAAGUACGAACCAUAUGAUCCAUUAUUUUUGGCAGCAAAGAACAAUAUUAGUCAAAAUAUUCUGUAUUCGCGGAACCGUUUUAUUUGUUACCAAUCUAAUUUGUUUUACGUUUUUACGGGCUUUAUACGCCAAAGCUGUCAGAUAUAAAAGCCUCUGUGUUUGGUUAUCGAUGUACUUAUACAUAUACAUAUAAAUGAUUACUGAGAACGGCAUGAACCUUCGUAACAUCUCACUUCACCUUCAGUUUUUAGUUACAGAUGAAGUAAUUACUUAAUCUUACGGUAUGCUUCUCGAUGAGGAUACAAUAGAUGAGCUUCAUAUUUUGUUUCGUUAGGUCGAAAAGACCAUAAAUUUGCAUUAAAAUUGCAAUCCUCAAAUAAAUCCUGGAAAAAUGUUUGAGGAUUACAGUUUAUUUCCUGACAAUAUUGUUUCUACAAAGUGUCUUAGAGUACAUGAUAAACUCCAGUAAGUGGUUAUAAGGGUGAGCUCUUUAAAUGUUAAAUAUGUUUUAAGAUUUCUAAGUUACUUUUCAUCUCUGUUUUAGUCUGCUGAACAAAACCACUUGAAGCAACAUAAAAAUCUUUCAUUUCUACCUUUUGUGGUACGGCCACUUUCGAAGAACAAGUAGCAGUAAACAUACACUGAAAGUCUAAUGUCCGAAUCCCAGGUUAUGUUUGUUAAAUAACUUUGUCUUUCUACUGACGCUUUAUGCUUUUUUGUUUGUUUCUUAACACCUCAUUUUUAUACGGAAAGUUUCUGGGAAAAUAUACCAAAAACUGACUGUUUGUUUCUUGUGUAACUAUGAGCAUUAGUGCAUGAUUUUGCGGUGAUUUAUCGCUCCAUCCAAAGAGAUAAUAUUUUGCUUUCAAACAAAUACUUUAAAUGCGGUAAAACCAUUUUCUACUUCGUUUAUCGCAGCUAGUUAGUAAGUAAUAUUAGUAAAUUUUAGUGCGAAAUAGUUGAUAUCUGUAGUUCUUAUGUUGAGAAAACACACAAAAAUUUUAAUGACGAUGUUUUUAAAAUAAUGUAGCCAAAAUUAUGAAAAUAAAAAUUUAAUCCCUUGCUAUCCUUGGAAAUUGUGAUAAUUACAAAUAUAUCAGAACUGACUGCUGUUCUAGCUAAUUACUUUUCAUCAAUCUAGAUAAGCCAGUCUGAGUUAAUCAAUAUGUGACCGAAAAUAGCUGCUGACUAUUAAAUCUGUUAAACCUCUCAAAUCAUUAACAAGACAAAUUUUUCGACACUUCGAACAUUAGCUAUUAUUAUUAUUAUUUAUAAUACUUCCUUCACUUUAAUUAGACUUUUGAAAUCGUAAGACAAACCUCUAGAAAAGUAUUUACCAGAAAACAUAUGCGUGGACAAUAAUAUAUUAAAGGAACAUAUGAAAGUCAUGAGUAUCCCACAGCACACUACAAUACUGUUUCAUUUUAUAUUGUCGGUUCAAUUCAAGUCUGUUUUUUGCCAUCCUCUUCUUAGUUAAAAAGAGGCAGAUAUUGUGUGAGAAUGUCAAGAUUAAAUUUUUCCAUCGGCAGUUUCAAAGUAUAUCGCGUCAAAUAUCAUUAGUUGAAUGUGUUAAAUAAUCGGUUUUAGAGUUUUUAUUCAUUCACAGUGGAUAAAUUCCAGUAAAGGUAAUUUUUGAUCAUUGUCCUGUACAUGUUUAUUGAAUAUUUUAUUUGAAUUGCAAUAGAAUAAUUUUCAAUAGAUCUUCGUGACAUUUAAUUACAAAUGGUUGUCUCUGUAAUGAACGAGAACGCAAUAGAGGACAACCAAUGCAUUUUUUAUACAAAACUACAGAAUCUCUUGGUAAAAUAUGAUAACCAUACAUUGAAUACUGCAUUCGCAAAUGUAAAUCCUUUGUCUAUCACAUCCCGUAUAGCUCUUUCAUUUCACAAUUCCUUUCUAUUUGUCCUUCCAUUCUUUUCUACUCGAUCUUAGCCUUGUGCUGCCAGGUUUUUUACUUCCGAUUAAUGUUACCUACUACUUAUGCCGGCAGACAUAAGCAGCAUACGCCAUAGACUAUAUCACAAACAUACUGUAUUACCUUAAAGAUGUAGUCACUAGUGAUAACACGUUUAUUAUUUAAUCUUUUCGUUAUGGAGUUUAUUUCGAUUUCAAGAUGAUUUUCAUCACCCAUAACUUCAGCUGGCGAACCAUUAAACUUUUGAUGUUUUGGCAACUAAUGGACUAAUGGAUCUCAGUUAUCUCAUAGGUGAGAACAUUGUCAUCUGUGAAAAUGAACAGUCGUUUUGAUCUGUCACAAAAUAGCGUAAUUCAGAAAUUGAAUCAUCGAGACUCAAUCCAUUGACAUAAAGUGAACGCAUUCAACACAAUAAAUGAAGGUUUUCAAUUCAGUCGUUGACACAGUCAUGCUUGGAUACUGAUGAGAACUGAUACAAACAACCGUUUAGGAGUCCUUGUUUUUCAACAAAUUCUUAGUUUGAAUUAGUCUGUGACAAAAGUCAUUCCAAAAUAUCUCUUCACUAACUGAAUUUAUUCAUCAUAUAAUUAGUAACUAGACACAUUCAUUCAUAAAUAAAAUAAAGUUGAUCAUUAUUAUGAAACAUAUCACUGUUUAGGUAGUGUUAUGUAGUCACCAAUUUAUUUUUAACAGUUUAUCACUUGGGUGCUAAAAGCCUGUUGGCAGAGGGACUAAACUUACUUUUACGCGACCAAGCAACUCUAAAGAAUCGUGCUGAACUAAGUACGUCUCCACGCAGAGAGAAACCAAAGUGGGAUUCAAAAUUCAACACGAAUUUACAUGCAUUCGCUUCAUCUGAUGACCAGUUUUUGCGAACAAAAUUGCACCAUUACUACGAAUUAAAUGAAGUCAAAAGUCAAAAUAUUCGCGCUGAAGAAUCAGUUAAACAGUCUACAAAUGAAUGGUUAGAAAAUUAUGGUCUAAAAGCAAAACGAUUAACACUCGAUGAUUUCAUUGCUAUGGGUAAAAUUCCAGACGGUGUAAUGGAAGAAUUUUCAGCAAAUUCAGAUUUAACUUUGAACCAAAUAGUGGAUGAAUUCAAAAAGAAUUUCCCGUCACAUCUCGAAUAUAACUCAAAACAAGUUAAUCAAUUUGAAUGUGGGCUGCAUGAAUCUAUCUUCACAUAUACAAAUAGAAUAAGAUGGUUGAUGGAGGAUACAAAGAAAAUAUUUGGUUUAAUUCGUGGAGAAAAUAUUGGUCUUCUGUUGGAUAGUUCAGAUGCAAACUUGGGUUUCAACAGGGAUAAGCAAUUUAAAGAACAUUUAAUCGAAUUAGUCAACGAACAAAUAACUGCAGACAGGCUGAAGACACUAUAUGUAGCAAGUUAUGGAACAAAUAUUAAUUCAUUAUGGCCAUAUCCAAUGUGUGCGAAUACACGUGCCAUGAAUGAAUUAAAGUAUUUUAUAAGAGAACAACUAAUACCAAUGGGUGGAUCAAAUUUGUUGAGUGGUAUAAAACAUAUGAUUAUGUUUGGUAGAAAACAAUUAGAUGUUAUCAUUAUAGUAUGUGGUAGUUAUCCAGAUCAACCUGCUAUAUUUAUUCAACAAUAUUUAGAGCAAAUAUUUGCUGGUCUCACAUCACCUCGACUACAUUUAGUUGCUUAUGAUUGUCGUAAUCCUGAAGUUAAUCAAUUGUUAGCUCAACUGGCUACAAUAAAAAGUGAUUUCAUCUAUCAUUGUUAUUUAACUGAGAAUGAAUCGGCUGUGUAUACAAGUGAUGAAAUCGCUCGUCUUCUGAAAGAGAUAAAUGAUGCACAGAAAGUUCUUGAAGUUGUUGGUCAUCUAAGACAAGAAAUGGAGAGCUCGUCUACAAUUGCUCAGCAAGCUACCGAUGAAGUGAACAUGGUAUCCAAUGCAAUGUGCACUUCACCAAUAUACUAUCUACCUCAACCGACUGACACCAGUUUACUGCAUGGAAAACUUCAGUUGGAUCAUUUGCAUAGACAAUGUUGUAGACAAUGGAAACCAUUUCAACCAACUUCUUCUCAAGUUUGGUUACAUAAACAUGGGCUGAAAGCUCGUAAACUGAAUUUAUUUCAGAUGUUGGCACCAAAUGCAUAUUCACAAGUUGUUGGUUAUAUCCCAUCAAUUCAACGCUCUGUUAGUGCUCAAAUACAUGAAAAGUGCAUGGUUCAAGUUAGGUGGCUUGAUGGAUCAAUUAAAAAUGUCCAUGUUGAUCCUAAUGAAUUAUAUAAAUACCAAACACAGAUAACAAAUUUGGUUGGAUUAUUAGAAAAACGAAUUCAUUGGUUGACUCAAAAAAGUCGUGGAUACUUUGGUACCCUUAUAGAACCGAACGUAAUCAUUUUAAUUGAUUUAUCAGAGUAUAAUACUAUCUAUAUGGUUCAUAUACACUAUUGUCUACGUCAUUUACUCGAAGAACAAAUUUCAACAAAAUCUAAAUUUAAUUUAAUAAUAUUUGGCUCGAAUUCUAUGGCUUACCAAUCGAAUUUAAUUGAUGUGAAUGUUAACACUUUACAAGCUUCAUGGGAUUGGUUUAAAACGCACAAUUGCAAUGGCAGUCGUAAUUUGUUAAGUGCUUUGAGGUUAGUGUUCGAAAGUCAGUCAGAAAAAGAUUUGUUUGAAUCACACUUAGGAAUUUAUAUAUUUACAUCAGGUAUACCUGAUCAGGACAGUGAAGUGAUUUCAUCUUAUUUGGAAGCUAAACGUUGUACGUUUUUAAAUACUGAUGUACAUGUGGUAUUAUACCAUGUAGACAACAUCAUUACAGAUAAACACUUUCCAUGUCGUUAUGCAAAUAUUACAGAAACUGCAAAUUCUUUACGUGAAAUAGCCCAUUCAACUCCAAAUGGACGUUUUCAUUGGUUUCGUGAGAAUGGUAUCAUAGAAAGUGAUGAUGUUCGCGUUCUAUUGGAUGAAAUAGACGAAGCAGUCAGCUAUUCAAAACAAGCUCAGUUACUUGUAGCAACAAUCACAGAUAAACGAGUUGGAUCAGAAGUUGAUUGGAAUAAGUCUGAUAAAAGCAUAGUUUCAAAGAAUGUUAGUACGGCUAAUCAAUUAUUGGGUGGAUUGGAUCCUUCAAAUCAAAUUGAACCACGUUUGAACUUAUUGACAUUGGCUAGAAAAGAAGCCAUUGACGCAAAAAUGAAAAGUAUUACCACUGAUAAUGAUUCACAUCCAAAAGCUUUGACAUGGUAUCAAGAAGCCAAUAAUGCCGACAGGAUACGACCCAAUCCUAUGAAAAGUAAAGUUUCCGGAAGAAAAAAAUCUAAUGUCUUAGCAAAACCAAUUCAAAUUAAACGAUUCAACUGUCAAAUACCCACAGAUGAAGAAAAACUUACGAGUCGUGAAUGGUUACGUAAAUACAGCAUUCGUAGUUUGGGACUUAAUUUAACGCGUCUCACAUCUGGAAUGGAUUGUAAACAUGAAAUGUCUUUUGUUAAUUCCACUCGAACAAUGGUUCAUGCACGUUAUUGUAGCGGGUUAUUUCCUCUUGUAAACGUGGCUGGAACUCUUCGACAUCUUCAAUAUACUUUGGACGAACUAGAAGCUUUUGAACAAGAGGUAGCUAAAGCAUUAAAACGCUAUAUCAAACGUUACGAAUGGUUAACUACAGGAUCGAGGAAGUAUUUUGGUCUUAUAUGUGAAGAAUGUAUAGUCAUUUUGAUUGAUACAUCUGGCUCAAUGGAUGCUCAUUUGAAUGAAAUAAAAACGUAUCUGAAGCUUUUAAUAUGGGAACAAUUACACAAGAACAAGGUGUUUUUCAAUAUGGUUAGUUUUAGUAGUACAUUACUUGAGUGGCAGGCUUCCGGUGUAGUAAUGGCAGAUGAAGUUUAUUGUCAUGAUGCUAUUGCAUGGAUUGAUCAACUGAAGGCUACAGGUGGUACGCGUACCGGUGAAGCAAUUUUGUGUGGUUUAAAUCAUUUACAAAUUAUGAAUUCAUCGAAUAUAAAAAAAAUGUAUGAUGUAAACUUCAAUGAAAUGAGUAAAGGGAUAUAUUUAAUUACAGAUGGUAAACCGGAUGUUAGCUGUUCUUCAUUGAUUAAAAAUAUUGAUGAAGUUUGGAACUUCAAUCCUGACAGUAAUGUUGACUUACAAAAUAAAAAAAUACAAAAGAACUCUAAAACGUUAAAUAACACAAGUAGAAAGGAUAAAAUCAAACAUACAAAAGCUUCUAAAUUGGUACAAUUACACAAAUGUCCACCAAUACACACAAUCUCCUAUACAAAUGAUCAGACUGCUAUAUUAUUUCUGAAAAAGUUAUCAAAUUUAACCAAUGGACGUUUUCAUACGUUUCUGGACAUGACGUCUACAACUAAUUCGUUUUUGGAUUAUUUAUUACAAUCUUUCUCUAAAAUGAACACAAGUGAAAAUGAUAUAUCCAAAAAUCAAAAAGAUAUUUUGUCAUUCCCUAACAUUCAGUCAGAUGAUAUUAGAUUAAUACAGAAAGAAAUUCGAACAGCUUAUCGAACAUUGAUUUGUCUAAAAUAUUUUCAGGAUGUAUAUAAAGAAACAAAAUUGCUUCGAAAGUAAUAAUCAAUAAAAUUGUGCUAUUUUAAUUCGUUUUAAUGUAUUUUUGAUCCACUUCAAUUUGUCUGAAAUUCUAUUCUCUCAUUAAUAAAGUAAUUCAGGAGAGUAAAAUGUGGUGCGAAAUGCAUCAUUUUAAUUGUUGCACUUGCUAAAAAUAGUAACCUACGGCAAAAUAAAUGUACGAGGAAGGGAAAGUGAGCUGACUGUUCUCAAAAAUCACUGGAGUCACAAACACCCUGUGGUAUCUUAACAUUUCGAUACCAACCUAGCUAAUCAAAAGUGAUCUCAUACGGUUUAUAUUAUAUUUAACAAAUCAAUAUUUUUAUCGAACUAACUUUUGUAUUGGAGAUCUAUCAGUGCACUAAUUCUAGAUAAAUGUUCUUUGUUAU
Schistosoma rodhaini is the source of this 8321-nucleotide messenger RNA. The record is from the annotation of a GenBank genome assembly. Lineage: Eukaryota; Metazoa; Platyhelminthes; Trematoda; Strigeidida; Schistosomatidae.